Molecule: messenger RNA, 267 nt
Organism: Staurois parvus
Lineage: Eukaryota; Metazoa; Chordata; Amphibia; Anura; Ranidae
Source: the annotation of a GenBank genome assembly
CUGGCAGCACUGCUGGGCUGCACUGGUGGGUGGCACUGGUGGGCAGCACUGGUGGGUGGGCACAGGUGGGUGGGCACAGGUGGGUGGCACUGCUGGGCACAGGUAGGUGGCACUUCUGGGCACAGGUGUGUGACACUGCAGAGUGGCACAGGUGGGUGCACUGCUGGGCACAGGUGGGUGCACUGCUGGGCACAGGUGGGCGGAGCUAGUGGGUGCACUGCUGGGCACAGGUGGGCGGAACUUGCGGGUGGCAUUGCUGGGCACCGA